CCUCUCUCCUCAUAUUUAUUCGUCUCUCCGUCGAUCAGAACACUUCACAUUCUGAUAGAUCACAACUGUGUUCACCAUGGCCGAUCAAUCACGACAGCAACAGCUGACCCGAAAGCUCCACGACCAAGACCAGGACCAGUGGCAGCUGUUGGGCCCCUCCUUCUCCGCAGCCGGCCAGACUGGCAAGUUCCUGACAGCGGGCGCAGCUGGUAUCACCCUCCUGAUGUUAUCCGGGUUAACUUUCACCGGGACAGUGAUGACCCUCAUCAUGGCCACCCCGGUUCUGGUCCUGUUUAGUCCGGUUCUAGUACCGGCUGCGAUUGUCCAGUUCCUGACGGCAGCUGGUCUUGUUUUCUCCGGCGGGUGCGGGAUGGCAGCAAUACCGGCAUUUUCGUGGAUGUAUAAGAACGUGUCGAGUUAUGUGGCUGCUAAGAAAAGGGGUAACGCGUAUGGGCAGUUCGUACAAAUUUGUUUGUAGAUUUGAUUGUGAUUUUAGAGAGAUUAUCUUUUUAAGUUUUACUUUGUAGGUCACAUGACGUGGCAGUUAAUGUUACAUAAAUGAUGUUUAAUGUCAUUCCAGCCUUCUCUUUUCCAUCAAAUUCAAUUCA
Pyrus x bretschneideri (Chinese white pear) is the source of this 608-nucleotide messenger RNA. Its product is annotated as oleosin Ara h 15.0101. Gene Ontology annotation, cellular component: monolayer-surrounded lipid storage body; membrane. The coding region runs from base 77 to 478 and encodes 133 amino acids. The record is from RefSeq and is a predicted model, not a curated record. The transcript has a single exon. Lineage: Eukaryota; Viridiplantae; Streptophyta; Magnoliopsida; Rosales; Rosaceae. Gene Ontology annotation, biological process: lipid storage.